Lolium rigidum is the source of this 1107-nucleotide messenger RNA. RefSeq lists its product as uncharacterized. The transcript has 8 exons. Lineage: Eukaryota; Viridiplantae; Streptophyta; Magnoliopsida; Poales; Poaceae. The record is from RefSeq and is a predicted model, not a curated record. Bases 16 to 1092 code for a protein of 358 amino acids.
UUAGCCUUUGCCAUCAUGCCGCUCUCGUUUCUUCUUCCUCCCCUUUCCACCGCUCCUCCACCGCGUGCUCGCCAUGGCGCCCGCCUCCAGCCACCGCGGCCGUGCGCCAGGCGCAGGAUCCUGCGCGUUAGGGCGUCGGGGGAGGCCACGCCGCCACCUUCCAGAACCCAGAUGAUUAUGGAUAAGAUUUCUGGUGGCGAUGAAGUUGGCGGUGCUGGUGGGGCUUACUCAUAUGAGGCGUUGAAAAGACUGGAUCGACUAUGCUCUAGUAUAUGUGAAUCGCAAGUAGACUCCAAUGUCCCUGAAAUUGUUACUCGCGUCCAAGGGCCAUCGCUUGAUUAUGAUCUUGGUUCUGACUCAAAGAUCUUUGAUGUACUAGUGUGUGGAGGCACAUUAGGUAUUUUCAUAGCUACUGCUCUCAGUUAUAAAGGCCUUCGGGUUGGAAUUAUCGAAAGAAACAUAAUCAAAGGGAGGGAACAAGAGUGGAAUAUUUCGAGAAAGGAGCUUAUGGAAAUUGUGGAAGUUGGCAUCCUUUCAGAAGGGGAAGUUGAACAGAUAAUCACAAGUGAUUUCAAUCCCAAUAGAUGUGCAUUUGAGAAUAAGGGCGAAAUUUGGAUGGAGAACAUUCUUCACCUUGGAAUAUCGCCUGCUAAACUUAUUGAGAUCAUGAAAGAGCGCUUCAUUUCUUCAGGAGGAGCAAUUUUUGAGGGAAAAAGUUUGUCAAGCAUUUCGGUUCAUGACGAUCUUGCAGUACUAAAAUUGAGCGAUGGUGAUUGUUUGCCUUGUCGACUUGUUGUUGAUGCUAUGGGUAAUUUUUCCCCAAUUGUGCGACAGAUCCGCUCCGGUAGAAAACCAGAUGGACUAUGUCUUGUUGUUGGUGCUUGUGCUCGUGGGUUUGAAAAAAAUACAACAAGUGAUGUUAUUUUCAGUAGCUCAUCAGUAAAGAAAGCUGGAAAUUUUGGAGUACAGCUCUUUUGGGAGGUAACUACUGUUUCUUUCAGUACUUCUGACACAAAUUUGAUGCUGAGAAAUGGAACUAAGAUAUCUAAAUUACAAAAGCAUUUCUGCGCAUACCACAACACAUUUUGUUAAAACAAAGCACCUCCA